UGAGGCAGCAGCCAAAGGCGGCUCUGUUCCGUGCAGGGGAAAUGGGCGUGCUGGCUGGAAUCUUUGGAUGGACUGAUUCAGAAAACAAAGUAGGUGUGGCUGGAAAAGGAGAAGACCAUCAGAAGUGAACGAGUGCUGUAGAGUUUAUAGCACGGCAGCUCUGAAGAACAAGCAAAACAUCAGGGGGAUUAAAAAUGCCUUACUUGCUUAUGUUUGUGAUGCUGUUGCAUCUGAUCACACUGGCCAUGCUCUUCAUUGCAACCAUGGAGAAGUCCUGGUGGGUGUGGGACGGGCUGGAGAACUCUGACCUCUGGUACAACUGCAUGUUUGACAAUUCUUCAGGAACCUGGUUGUGUGCAUCCUCCAAAGAAAACGAGUGGCUUCAGGCAGUGCAGGUCCUCAUGGUCCUCGCCGUAGUCUUCUCCUCCAUCUCCUUCUUGGUCUUCCUGGGUCAGCUGUUCACCAUGUCCAAAGGGGGACUCUUCUACUUCACCGGCCUGUGUCAAAUCUUUGCAGCUCUGAUGGCGUUUUCAGCAGCCCUCAUCUACACGCUGCACAGAGAAAAAAUCCUUCAGCACAACAAAGAUCUAAUCACGGGUCACUACGGCUACUGUUUCAUCUUGGCCUGGGUGUGCGUCCCGCUGCUGCUGUGCAGUGGCGUCCUGUACAUCCACCUGCGUAAGAAGGAGUGAACACAAAACAAACAAACAAAAAAAAACCCAACAACCAAAAACUGUCAGCACUGAAGGAAACAGCGCCACCUUGACUUCGGUGUCACCACACGUUAUAAUUGUUUUGUCAUAUGUCACUGUUAUUGUUGAAUAUUUCAGCAUUAUUGCCCAAGUUUGAUGUCAUUUUGCAAAACUGCACUUAUAUUGCAAAAAAUAUCAUCAAGCGUAUGAUGAAUUAUCACUAAAUAGACAAUACUAUCCAUGCAUAGUAAGGGCUACAACAAGCUGACAUUUGACCCCAUUGACCUUCACAAAACUGACUGACCCCUGGCUUACCUUGCCAGGGUAAUUCUGAAAUCCACCCAAGUGUGUGCAACAUUUUGACCAAAUCAGGUUGAAAAAAUAAAAAUCAAUUUUCCUUGACUUUUGCUCAAAUUAAUUCCAGAACACACUUCUGUAUGUGAGUCACGUUUGUUGAAAAUCAAAGUAAACAGACACCAAUGACCUUGACCCUACUGACUGACUUGUGGCAAAUCUGAUCUCCUCUUAUUAAUUCUACCUGCACAUGUGUGCCAAGGUUGGUGCAAAUGAGAGUGAAAAAUUAUCAUUUUAACCUUUGACUCCAAUGAUCUUUAUCUUUUGCCUUUAAAAAAUAUUUCUGGGCUUGACUGUCAGCCCCAUGUCAAGUUUAGUGGAAAUUGGCCUAACGACCUGGGAGAAGCAGGGGAAUAAAAAGAUAAGCCAAAAUUUUGACCUUUGACUCCAAUGACCUUGCCCUUUGCCAAAAAAAAAACCUCUUAAAGUCAGUUCUGUUUGCUGUAAAUUUCCCCUAAGACC
Messenger RNA from Thalassophryne amazonica, 1508 nucleotides. It is a transcript of the gene emp3b, whose product is annotated as epithelial membrane protein 3b. NCBI's taxonomy places the organism in Eukaryota, Metazoa, Chordata, Actinopteri, Batrachoidiformes, Batrachoididae. The record is from RefSeq and is a predicted model, not a curated record. The transcript has 5 exons. Gene Ontology annotation, cellular component: plasma membrane. The coding region runs from base 195 to 692 and encodes 165 amino acids.